CAAUACUGUACAUAAUCCUGGCGUAGAGACAGCCUUGUGCGGUAUAAUGUCAACCUUCGUCGGUCAUGCUCGCGGAAUGCUUCAGAUUCAAAUGGCACUGUUGGAAGACAUGGUUGUAAAUGCGAAGAAUAACAAGGAGAAAAGUCUCUUACCUCUUAUCGUCAGUAAUCACGUUGGGAUAUUAACAUACGCGAAACGCGUCGCGUAUGCGAUGCAAGAGAUAUGUUUUUUGGAAGUAACGACCACGACUCUUCUUAUAUGCACUAUGGAAUAUCUUUCCAUUAUGGCGUGGAGAGACGUUGAUUUGAUAGCGCUCGGAACAUACGUUGGCUCGUGGAUUUCGAUGACUCUGAAUAUGUUCAUAAUUUGUUACGCGGGCGAUCUUCUUGUCGAAGAGGGCGAAAAAUUUGGUGAAGCGACUUACAAUAUAGAAUGGUACAACCUACCAGAAAAGAAGGCCCAGGACUUAAUAAUUCUGAUUGGUAUAUCGAGAUAUCCGCCGAAACUUAUGGGUGGGAAGAUAUUCGAAAUAUCAAUAGACACAUUCAGCUCUGUGAUUAGAUCAUCGUUUGUGUAUUUGAAUUUGUGUCAAACUGUUGCCGAAUGACUGUUUCUGAUUAGAGAUUAUUUCUCUCUCGUUUCCAAAUAAUGUUGGCUUUUUAGAAAACGGAUAAACAAAUUUUGAAAGUUAUAAAUUGUUUGCAGAAAGAGAAAAUAUUUCCAAUGCGCGAUGGUUGUAGUUAACUAUUUCAGUAGAGCAUUCAGGUAUAUUCGUUUUUUCGCCAAUAUGUUUGCGAGCUCAAUUUAUAACUAAUAUACAUACACUUUUGGGUAACUUGAAAAUUCUAUGAUAAUCGUUUAUAGCACAAAAUUAGUCGCGAUUAAUUACAGUAAAAUUUAGUUAAAUUACAUUUUUUCAGAAAUACAGUAUAAUUAAUAUGUUUGCAAAUUUGCGAAUUUCCCUUAUACUGUGUACCACCCAGAUAUUUUGCAAUACUAUUUUAUCGCAGAUGUACUCAUUGGUCUUAGAGUAAUAGCACCUAAUCAUCGAACACUCAUGCAUAAUACUAGCUUU
Ceratina calcarata is the source of this 1075-nucleotide messenger RNA. RefSeq names its product odorant receptor 4-like. NCBI's taxonomy places the organism in Eukaryota, Metazoa, Arthropoda, Insecta, Hymenoptera, Apidae. The transcript is spliced from 6 exons. Gene Ontology annotation, cellular component: plasma membrane. Bases 47 to 607 code for a protein of 186 amino acids. Gene Ontology annotation, molecular function: olfactory receptor activity; odorant binding. Gene Ontology annotation, biological process: sensory perception of smell; detection of chemical stimulus involved in sensory perception of smell. The record is from RefSeq and is a predicted model, not a curated record.